CCCUUUCUCCCCUGGCUCGUCUCUGUGAAUGGUUCCUCCCGACUCGUAGAAUGCUUCUGAGUGCCCUUCGUUAGGCCUCGUCUGGUCGAAGGCAGGUUUAGGCCUAGUGACCGGUGGGAGUAGGUAUCUUUUGAGAAAAAGGAGGAUAACUAUGGUGAAUAUUAUUCAACUUGUACGAGAUCACUGGCCCAUGACAUUGGUUCCUUUAGGAUUUGUGCUGGGAAUAUACUUUGACAGGGUGAAUGAUGAGAAACUGGCACUCUUCAAAAACAAGAGCAAGUUAUAUCAAAGGGAAUUGAAACCUGGUGAAGAAGCAUGGAAAUAAUGUAUCAAAUGAGAAAUGCUUCCAUAUAAUAAAAUUUGCUAGUAUCAUAAUGUAACAAACAUCUUUUGUCAUUCCCCUUGUUUCAGUAUUUGAUCUCUGAACAAAUAUUUAGGUAUAUUCCAACCAAAGUCAGUAUCCCAAUAUAAGAGACUGCCACUGCCCCAUCAACGUGCUCCAGCCCUUCAGUCAGCUUCAGAGGCCUAUUCUCAGGCCCGUCUCUUAGCCAAAUAACUUUAGCAGAUAGCAGUGACAGGGCCUUUUUGGAGCAUCUGCAAAUGUAGAAUUCCAUCUGUAGGGCGAUCUGAUAGCAUUAUUUUCUUCUGGUAUUUAAAUAAAAGCAUCUUGACCACCA
This is a messenger RNA of Varanus komodoensis (Komodo dragon), 677 nucleotides long. It is a transcript of the gene NDUFB1, whose product is annotated as NADH:ubiquinone oxidoreductase subunit B1. Gene Ontology annotation, cellular component: mitochondrion. The record is from RefSeq and is a predicted model, not a curated record. Bases 152 to 325 code for a protein of 57 amino acids. The transcript has 3 exons. NCBI's taxonomy places the organism in Eukaryota, Metazoa, Chordata, Lepidosauria, Squamata, Varanidae.